Messenger RNA from Serinus canaria (Common canary), 658 nucleotides. RefSeq names its product chromosome 1 C12orf57 homolog (gene C1H12orf57). Bases 12 to 491 code for a protein of 159 amino acids. The transcript has 3 exons. Lineage: Eukaryota; Metazoa; Chordata; Aves; Passeriformes; Fringillidae. The record is from RefSeq and is a predicted model, not a curated record. Gene Ontology annotation, biological process: post-embryonic development.
GCAAUGGUAGAAUGGGGCGGGGAGGCGCAGGCGCGCUCGGGGCGGGUCGGGCUGGAGCCGCUGUCCGUCUCUGUGGGGCCGCUGCUGCGGUCGCCCCGCCACGCCCCAUGGCGGCCUCCGCGCAGCCCUCGGCGCCGCCGGCGUUGAGCGCGGAGCAGGCGAAGGCGGUGCUGGCGGAGGUGAUCAAGGCGUUCGGGGCGCCCGAGAACGCGCAGCGCAUGGAGGAGGCUCGGGACAACGCCUGCAACGACAUGGGCAAGAUGCUGCAGUUCCUCCUGCCCGUGGCCACCCAGAUCCAGCAGGACGUGAUCAAGGCCUACGGCUUCAGCAGCGACGGCGAAGGCGUCCUGAAAUUCGCCCGGCUGAUCAAGUCCUACGAGUCGCAGGACCCGGAGAUCGCCAGCAUGUCCGGCAAGCUCAAGGCCAUGUUCCUGCCGCCCAUGACCCUGCCGCCGCACGGGGCCGGCACCGGCGGAGUUGCUGCCUCCUGAGCCCGCGGAGUUAUCCCGGUGCUCCGGCUGGUGCCCUGCUUCCGAGGUGCAGGUCCUGUCAGCCCUGGGAAUGGGGCAUUGAACAAGGGAGACGCGGUCCUGGAAGGAAUGGGAUGCUUCGUGCCCGCUCAUGUGUCUGCUCGUGAAUAAAACGUGUGUUGAAAAUG